CCCAUCCCCUCCCCAGCCACCUCAGCGCUUUCCGGCGCUGCCAUGGCGCUGCCCGGGGGGAGCGGGAUGGAGCGGUACCUCAUCCUGGGCCGCGUCGGGGAGGGAGCGCACGGAGUCGUCUUCAAAGCGAAGGAUCGGGAGACUGGGGAGACGGUGGCCCUGAAGAAAGUUCCGCUGCGUCGCCCCGAGGACGGCGUUCCCCCCCAGACACUGCGGGAGAUCAAAGCUCUGCGAGAGAUCGAGGACAACCCCCACGUUGUCCGCCUGCGUGCCGCCUUCGCUCACGGCCCCGCUGUCGUCCUGGCCUUUGAGUUUGUGGUUGGGGAUUUGGGGGGGGUCCUACGGGCUGCCCCCGCCCCGCUGCCCCCAGCCCGCAUCCGGGCGCUGCUGGCCAUGACGCUGAGGGGCUUGGGGCACUGCCACCGCCUGCGCAUCCUGCAUCGUGACCUGAAGCCGGCCAACCUGCUGAUCGAUGGCGCGGGGCGGCUCAAGCUGGCCGACUUUGGGCUGGCCCGCGUCCUCGCAGCCCCCCGGGGGCGGCCCUACAGCCACCAGGUGGCCACCAGGUGGUACCGUGCCCCAGAGCUGCUCUACGGCGCGCGGCACUACGACGAGGGCGUCGAUUUGUGGGCGGUGGGCUGCAUUUUUGGGGAGCUGCUCAACCUGUCCCCGCUCUUCCCCGGGGAGAACGACAUCGAGCAGCUGUGCUGCGUGCUGCGCGCCCUCGGCACCCCCAGCCCCCGUGUGUGGCCUGAGCUGGCGCAGCUCCCCGAUUACCCCAAGAUCUCGUUCCGGGCUCGGGAGCCGCCCCCCCUGGAGGAGUUGGUCCCCGAUGCCCCCCCCGCUGCUGUUGACCUCCUGGGCCGCUUCCUCGUCUACCCCUCACGUCAGCGCAUCCGUGCCCACGAGGCUCUGCUGCACCCCUACUUCUUCGGCCCCAUGGAGUUGGCCCCCCCACCCCGGGGGGGGUCCCGUUCACCCCCUACCUUCUGCCUGGACGCCCCACUGCUGCCCCAGUUGCCCCCC
Phasianus colchicus (ring-necked pheasant) is the source of this 1026-nucleotide messenger RNA. It is a transcript of the gene CDK20, whose product is annotated as cyclin dependent kinase 20. Gene Ontology annotation, molecular function: protein serine/threonine kinase activity; ATP binding. Gene Ontology annotation, biological process: protein phosphorylation. NCBI's taxonomy places the organism in Eukaryota, Metazoa, Chordata, Aves, Galliformes, Phasianidae. Gene Ontology annotation, cellular component: nucleus. The record is from RefSeq and is a predicted model, not a curated record.